Molecule: messenger RNA, 744 nt
Organism: Corylus avellana
Lineage: Eukaryota; Viridiplantae; Streptophyta; Magnoliopsida; Fagales; Betulaceae
Source: RefSeq, a predicted model, not a curated record
ACAUGCACGAUAUUGAAGAUGAUAUCUCCCAUUAUCUUCAUCUUUUCUCUCCUCCUUUUCUCCUGCCAUGCUGCUGUGCAGGACUUCUGUGUGGCCGACUUAACAGCUCCUGAAACCCCAGCAGGCUACGCUUGCAAGAAGGCUGCAAAUGUGACGGUGGAUGACUUUGUUUUCUCCGGCCUAGGCGUUGCCGGAAACACCACAGGUACUUUUAACAAAGCGGCAACCAUCCCGGCAUUUUCUGCGCAGCUUCCGGGUGUGAACGGGCUUGGAUUUUCUUUUGCUCGCCUGGACAUGGAGCCUGGUGGAGUUUAUCCAAUCCACACACAUCCUAGAGCUACAGAAGCCAUAAUUGUUUUGGAAGGGAAAAUCACCGCUGGGUUUGUUUCCUCGGCUAAUACAGUUUACUAUAAAACUCUGAAGCAAGGUGACGUCAUGAUUUUCCCCCAAGGAUUACCACACUUUGUAGUGAAUGCCGGAUCAACUCCAGUCCAAGUAUUUGUUAGCUUCAGUAGUGCAAAUCCCGGUAUCCAGAUUCUGGACUUCUCUUUGUUUUCAAACGAUUUUCCCUCUGAAUUGAUAGCAGCAACAUCUUUCCUUGACAUUCCUCAGAUUAAGAAGCUUAAGGCCUUUUUUGGUGGCACUGGUUAAUUAAUUAAUUAAGCUCUUAAUUUCGAGAUCUACGUACCAUAUAUGAGUGGUCUUUUGUAAUUGUAUGUACGUACCUAUUGCUUUACAAGUUUG